UCCGAUGAUCUCACAGAUGCUGCGUUGGCUUUUCGUAGAGAGUUAGAUACUUUUUUGGGCAGCUCUGUGCGGCUGUCUGAAAACAGAUUCACAGUUUUUGUCGGUAAAUACUUUUAUUUUAUCCGUAUUUUUUAUCACACGAGCUAAAUAACAGACCGUAUGAAGAUUUAUCACGCUUUUUCUUUUUAUUCAUCAGAUUCAGCUGAUCCUCACAGUGAUGUAUAACAGGAGUCGUGAAGUUGCGCGCGCGUUGCGUUUUUAAGGAUUCUCUGAGGGUUUUCAUUGUGUUGGGAUUUUAGAGGGGGUUUAAUGGUGUGGGGAACUGGGAAAUGUGCAGAAGACCCACGUUCUUUCUUCAGCACUUUAGGUAACCUCACUUUUAUUCCUUUUUUGGACUUUUUUUUGGGUUCGGUCAGUCAGUGGUGGGAAUGCAGCAGGAGCGUUUGCUGAAGGUGCUGGUGAUUGGGGAUCUAGGCGUGGGGAAAACAGCCAUAAUCAAGCGCUACGUUCACCAGGUCUUCUCCCAGCACUACAGAGCCACCAUCGGAGUGGACUUCGCCCUCAAAGUCCUCAACUGGGACCACAGGACAGUGAUUCGCCUGCAGCUGUGGGACAUCGCUGGACAGGAGCGCUAUGGCAACAUGACUCGUGUGUACUACCGGGAAGCUGUGGGGGCCCUGGUGGUAUUCGACAUGACACGAGCCUCCACUUUCCAGGCUGUGCUCAAAUGGAAAAUGGACCUGGAUUCUAAAGUUGCUCUAAAUAAUGGUCGGCCAGUUCCAGCUGUUCUGCUAGCAAACAAGUGUGACCAGCAGAAGCAGGGCCUGUGUGCCAGACUCCCCAAACUGGACACCUUCUCCAGAGACCACGGCUUCGUCGGCUGGUACGAGACUUCAGCAAAGGACAACACAAACAUUGAUGCAGCGAUCAUGUGUCUGGUGGAGAACAUCCUGGCGAGUGAUGUGGAGAACACUGCUGUGGACUCGGACCCUAGUCUGUUGGUCUUGCCGUCGUUUGACUACAACCUGCGUGAGCGUUCUGGUCCUGGCUGCUCUGCCUGCUCCAGACGGCGCUCCACUCCCAGAGACAACAGUGAUUUCUAAUUACGUUAAUCUGUGUAAAUACACUCCGUAUACACAGUGGAUUUGAAGAUAACACUAAUGCUAAUAAUAAUAAUUGUUGUCAGGACUGCAAACCAGUUUAAUGAAUGACUAGACUAUGUGCUAGUUAGCCUUCAACCUCCUGGUGUUGGGGGCAUCAUUUGUGAUAGGGCGAGUAUAUAAAAAAAUAUAUGAGGCUCUAUAACAUAAAGCAGUAUUAUGCAAAAAUUUGUAUUUCUCUCAUGGUACAUGUGCAUUUUACAAUCUAUGAGAAUAAGAACUGGCACUGUAAAUGAAAAAAAGAGGAAUAAGGAUACAUAUGCAGAAUAGAGUGAUAUUGUACUGGAUUUUACACUAUGACAUUGGUUUCCCAUAAUUAUGCAGUUCUCGUGAGUCUUGAGCAGAUUCACCAAAGUUACAUAGUGCAGUACCAGUAUUCUGGGUCAGAUGAGAGAAAUACCAUUCUCCCUAUUACAGUCAAUGAAGUAUCAGCUAAAUUUUUAGAAGAAUCAGUUUUUAUACAUGUUUGUUUUAACUAUGUUAGAAUGUGUAUGCUGUGGUUGGUACUCCAGAGCAGAAUAUGUGCAAAUGUCUUUUGCAAAGGUUAAAAGUUAGGUUUAUAAACUUUUAUUAUGUCUACUAUUAUUACAUGUAUAAUGUAUCUGGUAAUGUGUAGCUUCUAAUAUUAGCUCUCUGUUAUCUACCGAAUGUGCCUAAACAUAUUUAAACAUCUUAUAAUGUAUAUAUGUAUGUUUUUCAACAGAGCUUACCAGCAUACCAGAAGAUAAAGCCUUUUUAUGAAUAAAUAGAACUUUUUAUUUUUUCCAUUUUGUAAGCUUCAGCUUGACACAAAUAGGAACUAUUUUUAACUGUGAGUGCUGUGGCCUUCUGGUUUUGUUGCACUCAGCCACAGCAGACUUCUGUUGAGGAAGAUUUGACCAAAGCAUGAAUACUUGUGCCAAAAACGAUGUCAUCAGUAUAAAAUGCUGUGUACAGCAGAGUUGACGCUCAACACUGGUCUCAUAGAUACACUGCAAUUCAUCAGCUGUGUGGGAAAUGUGUUUGUGUUAUAGCUGCUUUUCCUUUUACAGAGUGCUUGUAUGUAUGUGUGUGUGUGUGUGUGUGUGUAUCUGCAUAUAUCUGAUUUUGAAGAUGAAAUUGUACAUGAAUCUGAACUGUUAAUAGUGCGUGUGUAUCUGUUGAGCAGGUGCGUGCCUGGUGUUUAAAUGUGUCCCAGGCUGUUGGUGCUGCUUAUCUGAAUAGUAAAAGUGCUCUGGGGAAUCUG
This is a messenger RNA of Astyanax mexicanus (Mexican tetra), 2385 nucleotides long. RefSeq names its product Rab32_Rab38 domain-containing protein. Gene Ontology annotation, biological process: vesicle-mediated transport. Gene Ontology annotation, molecular function: GTP binding; GTPase activity. Bases 429 to 1103 code for a protein of 224 amino acids. The transcript is spliced from 3 exons. Gene Ontology annotation, cellular component: Golgi apparatus; vesicle; trans-Golgi network. The record is from RefSeq and is a predicted model, not a curated record. NCBI's taxonomy places the organism in Eukaryota, Metazoa, Chordata, Actinopteri, Characiformes, Acestrorhamphidae.